This is a messenger RNA of Gaeumannomyces tritici R3-111a-1, 2071 nucleotides long. RefSeq lists its product as hypothetical. The coding region runs from base 683 to 1009 and encodes 108 amino acids. Gene Ontology annotation, cellular component: mitochondrial outer membrane. The transcript is spliced from 2 exons. The record is from RefSeq and is a predicted model, not a curated record. Gene Ontology annotation, biological process: mitochondrial outer membrane translocase complex assembly; protein insertion into mitochondrial outer membrane. NCBI's taxonomy places the organism in Eukaryota, Fungi, Ascomycota, Sordariomycetes, Magnaporthales, Magnaporthaceae.
UGCGUGAUAGGUGGAUGCUCGUCCAGAUGACGCGGUGGAGUGUUGGAUACUGGUCAGGUUGGCUGGGCUGGGUAGGUGGGUGGUAGGUGGCAGCUGUGUGUAGAUCUGGCAGUUGAGGCUGUGGUCGGGCUGGAAUUCUUGCUGCUGCUGGCGGCUCGUCUGCUCCCCCUCUUUCUCGGCCCUCAAGCGGUCGUGUCGUCUGUUGGAUGGGGCCCUUUAACCAAGUCGUUUCCAGGAUCUCUAGCUUUGGAUUUCCCACGAGUUAGUUCGCCUCCAGAUGACUCAGAUGGAAUCUCGACGGAAACCCUUGCAGCUACUCACGCAACACGUCGUAUCACAUGAUCUAGGCGGAGCCGUGGCCUCUCUCCCUCUCUCACUCGCCUGCUCGGCCCGAUGUGGGCCCGGAAAUAGUGGACCAGUCGGAGCUCUCUCCAGCCUGGGGGAUCCCGUCUCCCAUUGCCUGCCGCGCUGCUGUCUUGUCGCUGACGAGUUGAGCAGCAUCCCACAUCGCCUGCGCGGUUGAGCCUCAGACGCGGCGCCUGUCGACCCACCUCGCGCACUCCGAUAAUUCGAGGGCAUUCAGGUCCAACCAAACCCACCAUCCCACCACCACGUCGGCCGGAAAUCGGAGCCCCCUCGACCCUGUCCCUCCCACCGCGCACACCCGAUCAAGCUGCCCGCUAUGUCAGCCUCGGAUUCGUUUGUCCUGCAUGACGACCUGCCGUCGUCAGACAACGACGACCUCGAUUCGCUGCCGUCGAUAUCCACCGAGCUGCUCAGCUCCGAGGCAGACUCGGACGCUCAGAGGGAAUGGGAAGCAAGUCUGGAGCAGCUGCAGCUGAUGCUCACCAUGGUCCUGAUACCAUUUGCGGGGAAAUACUUUGGGCGCAAGUUUGCCUACUGGAGCUGGGCUAGAUACAUGGAGUGGGCACACAACGUCGAGAUAAGGUGGUCGAACAAGAAGGCCUUCGAGGCGGCUGGAGUCGCCGAGGCAGCAUCGUCCUUAUGAGCAUGCUCUUAGUUCAAAACAUGUCGGAAGAAUACACCCGUCGGUUACCGCCUCGAGAGAGAACACUACCACCACUGUAUAUUUUGGAUACCCCGUUUAGCUCGAGACACAAAGACUGUGGCAUUCUGCCGGACGGUGGGCAGCGGUAGGACUGGACAGGCGGGCGGCCCCUUGUCUCGUUGAAGGCGUAUGGUCACCAUAUUCCAUACUGGACUCCAGUCGCGACCACCACUUGAUCGUGGAAACAACGAUGCGCCAAACGGGAUGAAGGCUGCGCUCCGGAUGCAUGUUCCAGGACAGUAUCGUUCCAGGGGUGGCGCAACAAUCUGGGCGACCUCGGCUAGUUCGGUCAAGUUACUCUUUUACCUGGAGCAACUCUAGCUUUGAAAGACUCCUCUAGGCCGGGAUGUUACUCUUUCCCUGAGAGCAACAUCCGUUUUGGAAAAAGGCUCGCCUGUCCCCAACACCCACCUACAUGGCCAUACAUGUUCGAAAACCCAUUCGCAAAAUUGCCUGUGCGCUUCCUCGCUGUGUACUCAUAAUAUAUGUCACUUGCACGGCGGGUUGAUGAUGGAUUGCAGCGUUUCUCAUCCCUAAGUGCGGACUCCCAAAUACCCGUGGCAGGGAUCAAGCGACGGCAGAUGGGCUUCAUGGCUCUUUUAUGGCGCAAUACCCUGUUCUUUGGCCAAGUUCAACACAGUAAUGGAUGUGUAUCUAGAUACGGGAAAACGACUAGAAUGUUAUCACAUGUCGGCGAUCUCAUCACUUCUGCUUGAAUUGAGACCGCAGAAUCGCCCUCAGUGUCCAUUGUCGGUUCCACAGACAUUUGUCGCCUCGAUGGUCAAUCACUGAGGGAACCAAGCCAGCAACCCUCAGAUGUGAUACUAGCUAGGCACGGAAACUCGACACCAGACCAUCCGCUAAACUAGAAUAUGACAAGCCUUCAGAAGCAUACCACAUGCUGACGAUAAUGCAAGACACUUACUCGGGAUGCAUAGCUAUACCCAGCCUGAUUGGUCGCCAGAAGGGUGUUUUCACGCGGCCUCGACCUUAAUUGGAUCA